Messenger RNA from Scheffersomyces coipomensis, 3030 nucleotides. RefSeq lists its product as uncharacterized. The record is from RefSeq and is a predicted model, not a curated record. The transcript has a single exon. Gene Ontology annotation, biological process: regulation of transcription by RNA polymerase II. NCBI's taxonomy places the organism in Eukaryota, Fungi, Ascomycota, Pichiomycetes, Serinales, Debaryomycetaceae. Bases 1 to 3030 code for a protein of 1009 amino acids. Gene Ontology annotation, molecular function: DNA-binding transcription factor activity, RNA polymerase II-specific; zinc ion binding.
AUGUCGUAUCCGUCUCAACCUUUCCCUAGACUAGUGGCGGAGAGAAAAAGCCGAAGAACUCAUAAAAAUUCAAGAGACGGUUGCCCCAAUUGUAAAGCCAAAAGAAUAAAAUGUUCAGAAGAAUUACCUUCAUGUUCCAAUUGUAUUAAGAAGAAUUAUCGUUGUGGUUAUCUAGACUUUCCUCCUGAAAAAUUGGAACAUUUAAGAAAGAAAAAUGAUAAGAGAAAUCGUGAUAUAUCUCAAUAUAAUGAUAAUCAAUUAUUGGCGUCAACCAACCUUACACCUUCACAAACCAAUACUCUAAAUGAUAGUCUUUCAUCGCAUCUUCAUCUUCAACAUCAUCAACAUCAGCCUAACUUUUCUCCUGAUAAUUCAUCCUUAAAUAAUACCCCUAUUACUAAAGGCUCACCAUCCAAUAUUCAACCAUUCACGCCAUUAUCAAAUGUUAAUUCAAAUUCUGGCAUUCCUUAUCCCGAUAGUAUUCAUAGUAGUAACCAUAAUGGCACUAUUAUUGAUAAUAGUGUAACAGGUAGUUCCAUAACUAAUCCUUCAUCACCAGCAAAUUAUCAUCUUCAUAUCUCAUAUAAUGACAAUCACUAUAAUAAUAACAAUAAUUUACUAUUUGCUGACCCUAAUGCUCCACCACCAAACGAUAUUUUUGCUCAUGCUGCAGCAUCUCCUCAGAAUGUUGACCCUUCAGAUUUCUAUAUAUCAAAGGAUGAAUUAAGAGUAGCAUUAUAUAAAGAUUCGUUGUUUAAAUUAGGAUCAAAUGAAGCUCAAUGGCCCCAUCCUUUACAACGUCAGCAACUUGACCAGUUAAAGUUUGGUUUCGAGGAUCAGAAUCAGCAACAACAACAUCAGCAACAGAAUAACAACUCGACACAUCAUCAUCAUCGCCGACAUCAUCAUCAGCUUUCAAAUGAUCAGCAACAAUUUCAAUCUCCACAGCAGCCAUUUAUACCACCUCAACAAUAUAUCAGCCAAGGACAACAAAUAACUCAACAACAAGCCUUACAACAAAGUCCUCAAGACGAGUUUUUUUCAGGGAGUUACAGUACUUCUAAUGAAGAUGAUAAUUUAAGUAGUCAUAGUUUUGAAAAUUCAACUCAAAAUUAUAAUCGUCAUAUUCAUUCCCUUGAUCCAAACGUUUCAGAGAUUUCAAAGCAUUUGCAUUUGGAUGAUAUACCAGAAGAUCAUAAUAAUGCUCCCUUUCAAUUUCCAAGAAAAACAGAUACUCCUCAACAGUAUUUAUUCACUUUGAACAAUAAUAUCGUUCAUAAUUAUUCUCCACCGUCACAUCCACCAUCACAUCCAGGUACUCCUUUAAACAAUGCAAUCAGUAUGCCAUUUAUUUGUUCAAAAUUGGUAAAGACGUAUAAACGUAAGCAUGAACUUGUUUCAGGACAAACAGUUCUCGACAUAAAUAAUGUAUCUUUCUUCAGCCUUUAUUCUCCUGUUUGGAGAUUCGAAAAUAUGGAUAUAUUUUGGACUGCUGUUUUCAAUAAAAGUAUAGUCCUUGAUGUUUACUUUUCCUUCUUUAUGGACAGAGCUUUAAACGUUUUGAUUAAGGUUGUUAAUAAAGCAGUCAAUGCAGAAAGUAACCCAACUACAUUCACUGCCGAGGAUUUAAGCGUGUUAACAAAAAAAUCAUAUAACUAUUAUGGUGUGUUAAUUAAAGAAUUGAGAGAAUCUUUAACCAAAAUACAUAUUGAAUAUCCAAUUAAGAUUUCUAUGUAUUCAGGUUGGACCACAUAUUUACAUUUACAUGCCUCAGUUGAUACAAUUGCAUUAAUGCAUACAGGUACAGCAUCAUUAUUUAAUAAUUACGUUCAAGAUUUAAAUAAAGUUGAAGAGAUAACUCCUACGUUACAAGCAUCAAUUCAAAAUUAUAAUAAUCAUAUUAGUUAUUCAGUAGUUCCCGAUUACAAAUUUGAUAUCAUUAAAGAAUUGUAUGAGGAUUUCUUAGAAUUUAAAACAUUUAUUAUUCAUAAUCAAGAAUUAACAACUAAGAAUAAUGGUAUUAUCUUGAAUACUUUUGUUGAAUUAGAAGAUUUCUUAAAAGAUUUAAUCGAAGAGUUAUAUCCAAAAAUGUUAUACGUUAAUAACUUUUAUAAAAAGUCAAACAAUAUUACAGAUAAAUCAGACAAUAUAAUCUUUACAUCUCCUUCAUUGUUAUUUGAUUUAUUGACUCGUUGGUUUAGAAUAUUUCCUAGUGAAGCUAUUUCCAUAGGCUCAAGAAUGACUCCAUUGCAAAAAACGUUCUAUUUAUUUUUUAAUGCUGUUGGUAAGGCUAUGAGUCAUGUUGUAACGCCUCUCAGAAGUGUUAUGUUAGUUGAUGCUCUCCAUGUUAUUGUUCCAAUUGUUGGUCUAGAUUGUGUAACAUAUAAAUUUGGCGUUGAAGAUUGCCCUAAUGCUGCUCAAUACACUCAUUUAGCCAAGCUUUCGACUAAAUUGAUCAGAAUCAUCAAGUUCUUCAAUAAUAGAGUUGAGUUGGUUUCAUAUUAUUUAUCAAAUAAAACAAUUUUGAAGGAUUCUCCAUAUUUAUCAGCUGUUAAACCACAACAUGAUAGAGUCCAAUUCCAUGGUGGUGAUAUUUUACAAUUCAAUGUUCCGAAAUUUUCAAAUUUAACAGAAGUUAUGAUGACCAAUUUUAACGUUGAAAAUGCCAUUGGAUUGUGGAAUUAUCCAUUAUUGCCAAGUUUAGCUCAUGAACGUAAUGACUUUAACGUCAAGGAGUAUGGUUCUUAUAAGGAAAUGAUUGAGACUGAAAAUGAAAAUCAACAUGAACGUCUUAAGAACGCUGAAUACGAUCCGACUACCAUCAUUAAAGAGUUUAACUACGAUAUUGGAAUGUUUAGUUUUGAUUUUAAUUUAACCGUUCCUUUACAGGCUUAUUUCAGAGCUCUGGAAGCGCAAUGGAAUUUUACAAAACUUCCAAUCGAAGAAGUUAAGAUUCGUUUAAAAUAUUUUGAAGAUUCUAGAAGAGAGUUAGCAAAAGCUAUAGCAGAAAACCAUGCAGCUGAAGAAUAA